AUGGCCCUGUCUGUGCGCAUCAGUGGGGGAUCCAGGCAGUCCUGCUCUCGGAGUGGGCUUGGAGGGGGAUCUCUGAGAAUGGCCACGUCUGGGGGGGGAGGAGGAAGCCUUGGUGGCAGUGGCCUUGGGUUUGGUGCUGGAUCUGGUGGAGGCUUUGGUGCUGCUUCGGUGCUUGGCUCAGGCUCUGGCUUCAGCUCAGGGUUCGGCAGCAGUGCAGGGGGAGGCUUUGGGAGCAGUGCCUUUGGGGGAGGCUUUGGGAGCAGUGCCUUUGGGGGAGGCUUUGGUGGUGGUUUAGGUGCUGGCUAUGGAGGUGGCUUAGGAAGUGCUUAUGGUGGGGGGUUUGGGAGCAGCUCAGGCGCUGGGUUUGGAGGUGGCUUUGGCCCUGCUGGUGCUGGGGAUGGAGGCCUCCUCUCUGGCUCCAAAAAAGAAACCAUGCAGAACCUCAACGACCGCCUGGCUGCUUACCUGGACAAAGUCAGGUCCCUGGAGGACGCCAACACGGAGCUGGAGAGGAAGAUCCGGGAGUGGUAUGAGAGGAACGGCCCUGGCACAGCCAUGCCAGGGGUUGGGAAUGACUACAGCAAAUUCUGCCCUGUGAUCGAGGACCUGCGCAGCAGGAUCAUCACAGCCACCAUCGACAAUGCCAGAGUCAUCCUGCAGGUGGACAACGCCAGGCUGGCUGCUGAUGACUUCAGGCUGAAGUAUGAGAACGAAGUGGCUCUGCACCAGAGCGUGGAAGCUGACAUCAAUGGACUGCGCAGGGUCCUGGAUGAGCUGACCCUGACCAGAGCUGACCUGGAGAUGCAGAUUGAAAGCCUCAAUGAGGAGCUGGCCUACCUCAAGAAGAACCAUGAGGAGGAGCUUCAGGGCAUCCAAAGCAGCACAGUUGGCCAAGUCAGUGUUGAGAUGGAUGCUGCUCCAGGGACCGACCUGACCAAGCUCCUGAACGACAUGAGAGGGCAGUACGAAGUCAUCGCCGAGCAGAACCGCAGGGAGGCUGAAGCGUGGUUCAACGAGAAGAGUGGGGAGCUGAAGAGGGAAAUCUCCACCAACACUGAGCAGCUGCAGUCAGGCAAGAGCGAGAUCACAGACCUGAAACGGACCCUGCAGAGCCUGGAGAUUGAGCUGCAGUCCCAGCUGGCCAUGAAAAAAUCCCUGGAGGACACUUUGGCAGAAACAGAAGGAGGUUACUGUGCUCAGCUCCAACAAAUGCAGCUCCAGAUCGGGAACCUGGAGUCGCAGCUGUUCCAGGUGAGGGCUGACACGGAACGGCAGAACGCGGAGUACCAGCAGCUGCUGGACAUCAAAAGCCGCCUGGAGAUGGAGAUCGAGACCUACCGGCGCCUGCUGGACGGCGAACUGCUGAGCUCAGGACAGGGAGUUACGUUUGAAAGCUCAUCCUUGACGGGGUCCAAGUCACAAACACAAUCCCUGGACUCUUCUCAGGAUCCUACCAAAACCAGAAAGAUCAAGACAAUAGUUGAAGAGGUGGUAGAUGGCAAAGUUGUUUCAUCCCAAGUUAAGGAAGUGGAAGAGAAGAUCUGA
Indicator indicator is the source of this 1545-nucleotide messenger RNA. Its product is annotated as keratin, type I cytoskeletal 12-like. Bases 1 to 1545 code for a protein of 514 amino acids. Gene Ontology annotation, molecular function: structural molecule activity. The record is from RefSeq and is a predicted model, not a curated record. The transcript has 8 exons. Lineage: Eukaryota; Metazoa; Chordata; Aves; Piciformes; Indicatoridae.